CUCUUCCAUUUCUGUCAUUCCCUGCAACAUGUCCAAGACCAUCACUCUGACCGAGCUCAAGCAGCACAAGGAGCGCUCUGCUGGCGUCUGGUUUGCCAUCCACGGCAAGGUCUACGACGUCACCAAGUUCCUCAACGAGCACCCCGGUGGCGAGGAGGUCUUGCUGGAGAACGCCGGCUCGGACUCGACCACCGCCUUCGAGGAUGUCGGCCACUCGACCGACGCCAAGAAGAUGCUCGAGCAGUACUACAUUGGCGACCUCGACGCUGCCAGCGCUGCCAGCAUCAAGGGCGCUGCCUCGCCCGCCUCUGCCGCUACCGCCAAGCCCAGCUCGUCUGCCCCUUCCCCCUCCAACCAGUCGUCCAGCUUUCAGCUCUUGGUUCCCCUUCUCAUUGUGGCAGCGGCCGUCAUCUACACCCAAUUCAUUGCCAAGUAAGGAUCCGGCGUCUACCUAGAACUCGUCCCCUAUCAUGUGUUGUUUUUGCCCAUGUUCUUCAAUGGGGUUUUGACUCGAUGUCAUGUCGGUUUUUUGUUUUUGAAAUUUCACGUUCCAUUUUUUUUUUCU
Messenger RNA from Capsaspora owczarzaki ATCC 30864, 565 nucleotides. RefSeq lists its product as hypothetical. The record is from RefSeq and is a predicted model, not a curated record. Gene Ontology annotation, molecular function: heme binding. Gene Ontology annotation, cellular component: membrane; intracellular membrane-bounded organelle. The transcript is spliced from 2 exons. NCBI's taxonomy places the organism in Eukaryota, Filasterea, Ministeriida, Capsasporidae. The coding region runs from base 29 to 436 and encodes 135 amino acids.